Messenger RNA from Cuscuta campestris, 1019 nucleotides. Lineage: Eukaryota; Viridiplantae; Streptophyta; Magnoliopsida; Solanales; Convolvulaceae. The record is from the annotation of a GenBank genome assembly.
AAAAAUCAUCAACAAUAAAGGUGGAAGAGUCUCAUCACAAUAUAUAUUACCGCCUCCCUCUGCAUUGUUUGUUCUGCUUCCCGGCGGCGGCGGCGGAUCGCCAUGGAAAACAUCGGCGAGGAGUAUGAACACUACUGGGAGACUCACACCUUUCUCCAAUCGGAGGAAUUAGACCGGUACUUGGAGGAGGCGAUUCCGGCGGCGGCGGCGUACUACGAUUCGAGCUCGCCGGACGGAUCGGCGGCGUCGAAGAACAUAGUGUCGGAGAGGAACCGGCGGAAGAAGCUCAACGAGAGGCUGUUCGCGCUCAGGGCCGUCGUUCCCAAAAUCACCAAGAUGGACAAGGCUUCGAUCAUCAAAGACGCGAUCGAGUACAUCCAGGAGCUGCGCGAACAGGAGAGGGCGAUUCAGGCGGAGAUAUGGGACCUGGAAUCCUCCUCCAUCUGCAGGAAUAAUGCAAAUGGGAACAAUAACAACAACAACUACAAUGGCGUGUUUGAGUUUGAGUUUGAAUUCGACGAGGAUGCGGCCGGAAUGAGCUGCUCGAAUUCGAAGGCGGCCAAGAGGAGUAAGGUAGGCGAGGAAGGGGAGGACGAGGAGAGGGCGUGGGUUCACCGCCACCGCCACCGCCCUAACGACUCCUCGUCCUCCUCCCCUGAUAAUCCUCCUCCUUCCCCUCCUCUUCACGUGCUUGAGCUGAGGGUGUCUUCAAUGGGGAAGAAAACAUUGGUGGUGAGCCUAACGUGCAGCAAAACAAGGGACAGUAUGGUCAAACUGUGUGAGAUUUUCGAGUCCCUCGACAUCAAAAUCAUCAGUGCAAACAUUACUGCCUUCUCAGCCACCCUCCUCAACACUCUUUUCAUUGAGGCAGAAGAGGAAGAGAAGGAUCUAUUGAAAAUAAGGAUUGAAAGCGCCAUUGCAACAUUGAACGAUCCAGAUAGUCCGAUGGGAAUCUAAAACAUUAAUGAAACAUAUAUGCGACGAAAGAAAAAAAAGAAGAAGAAAAGUGAGAAAAUGAU